This is a messenger RNA of Lottia gigantea (owl limpet), 1086 nucleotides long. RefSeq lists its product as hypothetical. The record is from RefSeq and is a predicted model, not a curated record. The annotation marks the transcript as partial. NCBI's taxonomy places the organism in Eukaryota, Metazoa, Mollusca, Gastropoda, Lottiidae. Gene Ontology annotation, biological process: carbohydrate metabolic process. Gene Ontology annotation, molecular function: hydrolase activity, hydrolyzing O-glycosyl compounds. The transcript is spliced from 7 exons.
CAAAAGACAUCAGAAUUCGGAUUUGGUGCAAUGGUAAAAACAACGAAAUGGUUGCAUAAAGAUGAAUCGGCAUACAGAAAGUUUUUUCUUGAUACUUUUGAAUGGACAGUACCCGAGGGUGGACUAAAAUGGCCACACAUAGAGUCAACGCGGGGUCAUGAAAACUUUGGAGCGAUGGUUGCUCUGGAUGGAAUGAGAAGUCAUGGAAUAAAGGUGCGAGCUCAUACGAUGUUCUGGGAUAAUGUUCCUGAUUGGGUGGUACCAUUGUCUGGAAAUGAGUUAAAACAUGAAAUGGAAAAACACAUGAAAAGCUGUGUAGCUCACACCAAAGGGAAAGUUGAACAUUGGGAUGUGUAUAAUGAGAAUAUCCACUAUGAUUCAUUUCAACAACAUUUAAAUGAUCCAAAUAUUACAUCAUGGAUGUACACAGAAGUACAUAAACUAGAUCCUAAUGUUAAACUCUUCCUGAAUGAAUGGGGUGUUGUGAACUCUCAAAGAUACACUACGGCAUAUUAUGAUAGAAUAAAGAUUUUGAAAGACUCGGGAGUUCCCGUCUAUGGUAUUGGUAUACAGAGUCAUUUAAGUGGUGUCGACAUUCGAUCGGUUAAGGAAAGAUUGGAUCUAUUGUCCAGGACUGGAUUACCUAUGUGGGCUACUGAACUACGUAUUGCUGAUAUUGAUGAACAUAAGAAAGCUGAUAAACUGGAAGACAUAUUACGAUUUUAUUUCUCCUACCCAGCUAUGGAAGGCAUCAUGCUCUGGGGCUUUACACCACACAUGUCUGAACCCAAGGGGGCUUUGGUAGAUGGCAAUAUGGUGGUAAGUAGUACAGCUGGACGGAGAUACAUUAAACUGGUGCGACAUGAUUGGAGAACCCAUGAGACUCACAACCUCCCCAGUUCUAACAGUUUGUCUGUUCGUGGUUUUAAAGGCGACUAUGUACUGAGGUUAAAGCAUGGAAAAAAAGUUAUACAUGAGAAGGCAUUUACAUUAGGCAGUAAAGGUGCUAAGUUACAGAUACAGGGAUCUGGUAUGUUGCGUUAUAGUUUUGUUUUUGGCAUACACAAUUGCUCGGAAUCUAUAUAG